CGACAACGUCGACAGGCGCGUCUUGCACACGCCAGCCCGGACUCGAGCUCGACGAGGCCGGAGCCGGAGCCGGAGUCGGAUUCGGCGAGGAGGCGAGUUGCGAAACCGGCCGUCGAGGGCCGACUGGGCAGACUUGCUGGCUGGCCGAAGCGAGGCUCCAGGUCGGAGGAGGCGGGCAAAAGGGCCAAGGCCGGAGGGGCCGAGUCGAGGGAGGAUGGACGGCGUCUUUUUUGGGGCUACCGGUCGGCGGGCGAGACGAAGACGCGUCGGCCGGCUCGACCCUCCGAGGCGGUUCGGACGGGCCUGCGCUCGAGUCUGUCGCCAAUCAGCCCGGGCCUGCUCAGCACCGUGGCUACCAUGUCGGCGAUGACGACACGCAACGACGCCUCGCCGACACAACAAGUCGCCGGUCGAGUCGGGCAGACUGGCGGAGAGGCUGAAACAGGCAUCGGAAGGACCGCCUCGCAGAAAAGUACGUCGGUGAAGGUUGCCUUUGAGGCUGGCAGAGUUCGUCUGUCGACCGAGUGGCCUUUCGACAAGGUCGACGGACUCUAUGCCAUGUUUGUAAGAAGGGUAAUGUAA
Molecule: messenger RNA, 582 nt
Organism: Protopolystoma xenopodis
Lineage: Eukaryota; Metazoa; Platyhelminthes; Monogenea; Polystomatidea; Polystomatidae
Source: the annotation of a GenBank genome assembly